AUGGGUGACAUGCGUUGUACUCCGUUCCAACUCAGUGUACAGGAGGCUGAAGUUGUGGUAAGUACCGGCGUGGUUCGGGGUGAAACUUCGUUGUCGACGACGUUGCUGUAUCUCUUCUUCGUCCUGGUAGAUGACUUCACACCUCAAAUGGCAGGUGAAUUCGAAGACGGCGAGGAAAAUUCCUUGCAUGCGGGCCAAUGUAGAAUCACAGGAGCCCAGGCAAGGCAAACGCGGGUAGAAGUGCGCCAUCGAGCGCUUGCCAUCUCCAUCUCUUUGUUCCGCCACACCCACAUGGAGGAUGGUUGGAUUCUAUCAUCACCUACUCCGUGGUCUCGGCGCUCGUUUGGUGCUGCUGCUGUGUGGAGGGCCAUAUGCUAUAGUGCGGGUUUCCGCUUCCAUGCGCAAAACUGGGCUGCUGGUUGUUUUUGCCUCCUCCGAAUUUUUAAUUGUGGUGAUAGUUAA
Molecule: messenger RNA, 462 nt
Organism: Nannizzia gypsea CBS 118893
Lineage: Eukaryota; Fungi; Ascomycota; Eurotiomycetes; Onygenales; Arthrodermataceae
Exons: 3
Coding region: 1-462 (153 amino acids)
Source: RefSeq, a predicted model, not a curated record